AUGAUACGUCAGCCGUCGGCCGCUUGUUAUUUGACUCGCCAUUCCCUUUGGACCCAUCUUGCAUCCAAAUCGUCUCGUCAUUGUGCACAUCACUCCAAAGGUCAUGCAAUGACGCCCAAGUUGGCUCCCUGUAAAGAUGAAGGUUUUGAUCCGCAUACCUACACCGGCGGCCGGUGGCUUCGUCACGAUAAGCUGGAGAGGGACUCGCGCUACAUCAAAUUCAACUUCAGCGCCCUUUGCCAGAGGGUUCUUGAGCUAUGCCCAGGAGCUGAGUCGAUCACAAGCUACCAGAAGACGGAAGGAGGCUUCAACCGGGUCUUUAUUUUCACCCUGAGUAAUGCCAAACGGGUCGUGGCUAGGCUUCCAUUCACGCUGGCGGGCCCGUCGAAAUUAGCCACGACCUCUGAAGUUGCCACGAUCAAGUAUCUACAAGCAAAGACCAGUAUCCCGAUACCGCCAAUCCUCGACUGGAGCAAUGAUUCUACAAAUUCCAUUGGUAGCGAAUAUAUCAUCAUGGAACAUGCAGCUGGUGUUCAAUUACACAACAAAUGGCCAGAUAUGGCGGCUGAUCAACAAGUCAGAUGCAUAGAUGCGAUUUAUCGGAAGGCUAAAGAAAUGAUUGACAUAGAAUUUCCCGCUUUUGGGAGCCUGUUUUUUGUCGAUAGUCCACUGGAUUCUGGUCACAAAACUCCUCUGGACGAGAUGUUUUGUAUCGGACCUCACUGCGGAUCUCGGUAUUGGGAUUGCAAUGUUAGUGAGCCAAAAUAUUAUCAUAACACAAAACCUAAUAAUGGCCCUUGGACUAAUCUUGACCACUAUUGUGACGGUCUCAUUGAUGCUGGUCUUUCAGGGAUCCCACCGGUCGAUAUUGAGCUUGAGAAGCGACCCAGUUUUCAUGGAUCUACUGAGUUGCACGUCAACCUCUUGAAACACGCCCGCACCGUCCUGAAGAGAAUGUCUGCAGAUUCUCAAGUCCAAUCUGCUGCUACUCCAGCGCUGUUCCACCCUGAUCUACAUAAACGGAACAUAUUUGUGUCGGAAGAUGACCCUUCUAUUGUGACCGGUAUUAUUGAUUGGCAAUCGGCUAGUAUCGAGCCGGCUUUCUGGUAUGCAGAUGGGGUACCAGAUUUUGCCGAGCCUGGAAGCCUAUGCGCCAAAACAUUUGCGGUUUGCUCCCAGUUUCUCACGCCAAAACUCUUUGGCCCCAGGCUGAUGGAUGAAAAUCUUUUUCGGCCGUUUCGCUACAGCUACAGGACAUGGAAGGACGGCGCCGUGGCUCUUACCUACGAGCUAAUUGAAACUUCCCGAAGUUGGAAGGAGUUAGGACUUGCAGGUUCCAGCCCAUACCCUCUACCUACACAAAAAGAGCUAGCGGACCACGAGAGGGAGUACAAGCUUUUUGUAGCAGCCCAGAAUUUGAAACGCGACCUGUCUAGCCUUCUCAACACCGCAUCCGAUGGAUGGGUUCCUCUAGAGGACUGGGAAGAAACUAAAUCAGCCCACCGGGAAGUUUUUGACGGUAUGUUGAAUGCUGUAUUGACGAAUGACGACUCAGACUAUGACGAGCCAGUAAAAGACGAAAAGGUCUUAAGAUCAAUCUGGCCAUUUGAUCUUAAUACUUAA
Histoplasma capsulatum G186AR is the source of this 1623-nucleotide messenger RNA. RefSeq lists its product as uncharacterized. Gene Ontology annotation, cellular component: mitochondrion. The transcript has 4 exons. The coding region runs from base 1 to 1623 and encodes 540 amino acids. The record is from RefSeq and is a predicted model, not a curated record. Lineage: Eukaryota; Fungi; Ascomycota; Eurotiomycetes; Onygenales; Ajellomycetaceae.